CAGACGCCCACAGACCGGUUGUACCACAUACUUUGCACACUGCCCCCAUGCGACAGCAGGGCGCUCUGCGGGCACACAGACAGCACCGCGGGCGGACAGUCCCGGGACUGCCAGCGGACUGUGAACACGAUAUACCUGCGGGACCAUCAAGUCCGCUCCUCGGUGCGCUGUUUCGGGGAUUAUCCGCCACAGAGACAGACUAACACAGCAUCUUCAUCUGUGGAUUGAGAGAGGGCAAGAUGGUGAAUUUCAGCCUGUGGGCUCUUCUGCCUCCCAUCUACUCUGUUUGUACUGCUGCUGGACUGUUGACGGUGUACUUCAUAGCUGUUUACAAUGAGAACAUAACGCCGCUGGGUUCACAAUACAGGAGAAGAAAUGGCUCCCAUUAUCCCCCCUACAUGAGUAUUGCAGGCAACUUUCCUCCAGCCAGCUGUGUCUUCAGUGAAGUCAUGAACCUAGCAGCAUUUGUAGGGUUUUUUAUUGGGUUUUUCAGAUACCUGCAGCUGAAGGGCAAAAUUGACAAACCUUGGCUGAACAUUUCUAGUUUGGUGGUUUUUUCUAUUAGCUCCUUUGGAAUGACCAUUGUAGGGAAUUUUCAGGUAUUCACUGAGGAAAACAUUCACAACGUUGGCGCCGUAUUGGUGUUUGGACUUGGAACCUUGUUCUGCUGGCUGCAGUCCUAUAUCACCCUGAGAGUUAACCUGAAGAAUGAGGGGAAGAUGGCCGCCAUCCCUCGAUUCCUGUUGUCUGGAUCCAUCACUCUUUGCAUGAUACUUUACUUCGCCCUGAUGUCUCAACGCCUUCAUAUGCAUGCAAGUCAAUGCCAGUGGGCAGUCAUCAUGAUGUUGCUCAUCUUCAUCAGCACUUUUGCCAUCGAGUUUCGUCACAGCAGCUUCAGUAUUCUGUGCACAGACAGACCAGGGUAUCCCUCCCAUCACUUAGAAACCUCUGAAGGGCCCGUGUAGCUGCUCAGUGAGCUGUACACAGGCUAAUGUAUAAGGUCUGAUGUUGCAUUUACAAGUACAUACUUAUUACUCAGUUACAGCUCUCUUUCAGGGGCGGAUCUAGAGAAAUUUUCUUAGGGCGGCAUGAGGGUGAAAUCAAAUGGGGUGGAAAAAUUACACGUUACAUUCUGUAAUGCGCAUUAUAUAUGGGUGUAAUACAUCAAAUGCAGUAUGUACACACUUUUCAUAUAAAUAUACAUAUUUUCUUUAACCUACAUAAUUAAACGUUUCAGUUACGUAAAAAACAUGCACAUUUUGAUUUAUUGUACUGUAUAUACUAAAUAAGUAUGCAGUCCAGUAAGUGUAAAAUCCAGAGAGCUACGCAACAUGAGGUGGUUCAUUUCCACACACAAGUCUAACUUCAGUUUCACACUCUUUUUGUUUAUUAGAAAUACUGUAAUCAAAUUGUGAAAUGCUUAAAUUUACACAAAAUGCCAGAAAUCUGCAAUGUCUCAAACACCAACAUCUCAAAAAUAUUGAAGAUAAAAGGUGAGUGGAUGGAAUGACCACUACAUUAAACCGUUUAAAGGUAAUGUUUGAAAAGCACAUGUCACCUGAGAGUGUAAUGAACAAAACAAAACCUUAAACACUGCAUUCUUGGUGGAUUUUAAUUGACUUGGUAUUAGCAAUCAUUGCCAGUAUGAUUAUUUGUGUUAUUAUGCACUCUGU
This is a messenger RNA of Pundamilia nyererei, 1673 nucleotides long. It is a transcript of the gene tmem150c, whose product is annotated as transmembrane protein 150C. NCBI's taxonomy places the organism in Eukaryota, Metazoa, Chordata, Actinopteri, Cichliformes, Cichlidae. The record is from RefSeq and is a predicted model, not a curated record. Gene Ontology annotation, cellular component: plasma membrane. The transcript has 8 exons. Bases 240 to 965 code for a protein of 241 amino acids.